CUCGAAGAAUGCUCCAGUACCAUCCUCAAGUGUUGUCUCUUGUGGGAUUGGCUUGUCUGCUUUGCUUGGGAGAGAAGACAUCUACUAUUUGUCAAUUUACACAGUCUUUAAAUAAUAACUAGAUUAAAAUAUAGGUCCAUUGGCGAACAGAAACUUUGUCAAUGAUUUGCUCCUAUUUAGAGUAUUAAAUAGUAAGCAUGGCAUCAACCUCAUUCACCACUUCCAUUAGGUCUGCCGGACCGAGAGCUCGCGCAAUUCCUUUCCGUUGCUCUCAGCGACCGUCAGUUUUCCAUAGACAGCCCGUGGCUCUUCGACAAGGAAGCUUGAGGUAUGCCUCUGAUACUGCGCCAGAGGCAACGGAAGCAGUGAAAGAAGCACCUAAGAAGGCAGGCCGUGGACUGCGAAAGACCAUUAUUAGCACGUCUCUGGCUCUUUCCCUUUUAAUUGGAUACGUGUAUGGCACGGAUACUAGGGCUAGUGUUCAUCAGUACGGCGUGGUUCCUUUGAUUAGGCUGCUGUACCCAGAUGCGGAGGAUGCGCACCAUCUUGGAGUGGACUCUUUGAAAUCUCUUUAUAAAUAUGGUCUCCAUCCCAGAGAACGGGGUAACCAGGAUGGCGAUGGUGUUCUCGCUACUGAGGUCUUCGGAUAUACUCUUGCCAAUCCAAUUGGUAUUUCUGCUGGACUGGACAAGCACGCUGACAUUCCGGACCCGCUCUUUGAGAUCGGGCCUGGGAUUGUCGAAGUGGGUGGCACCACUCCUCUACCACAAGAAGGCAAUCCCCGGCCUCGUGUCUUCCGGCUUGUUUCCCUGAAAGCCAUGAUCAACCGUUACGGUCUCAAUUCCAAGGGUGCCGACCAUAUGGCGGCUGUUUUGCAACAAAGAGUUCGCGACUACGCAUACACCCAUGGAUUCGGAUUGCAUGACCAGGCUGAGGAGCGUGUCUUGAACGGUGAAGCUGGUGUUCCCCCGGGUAGUCUCCGGCCAGGACGACUCCUCGCUGUUCAGGUCGCGAAGAACAAGGCUACCCCGGAUGCCGACAUUGAAGCCAUUAAGCGUGACUAUGUAUACUGUGUUGACCGUGUGGCCAAAUAUGCCGAUAUUCUCGUUGUGAAUGUUUCAAGCCCAAACACCCCCGGUUUGCGUGAUCUCCAAGCGACAGCCCCUCUUACCGCUAUCCUGAAGGGUGUCGUCGGCGCAGCGAAGAACGUCGACCGCAAAACUAAGCCAUUCGUCAUGGUCAAGGUCAGUCCAGACGAGGACGCAGAUGAACAGGUCUCCGGCAUUUGUGCCGCUGUCCAGAACUCGGGAGUUGACGGUGUAAUUGUGGGAAACACCACCAACCGGCGCCCUGAACCCCUGCCUAAGGGCGUACCACUCCCCCCGAAGGAACAGACCACCCUGAAGGAGACCGGUGGUUAUUCUGGCCCCCAGCUCUUUGAUCGUACGGUGGCUCUGGUAGCUCGGUACAGAGCUCUCCUCGACCAAGCCCCCGUCACGUCGGAACUCGCCGAAGCUGCCAAGGAAGCUACUACAAGAGUGGUGCAGGCGGAACCUGAUUCGGAAAACGUUCCUCCUGUGGAGGCGCCAAACCCUGCUAACCAGUUUCCCCGCAAGGUUAUCUUCGCUUCUGGAGGUAUCACCACCGGCAAGCAGGCCCAGGCCGCCCUUGACGCUGGUGCCUCCGUCGCCAUGAUGUAUACGGGCGUUGUGUAUGGUGGAAUUGGAACUGUGACUCGUGUGAAGCAGGAGAUGCGCAACGAGAGGCAGGCAUAAAAAAGCAUGAUGGUAGCGACUGUUUCUUGAGUCAAGAGUAUGUAAAUAGUAUUCGGCAAUAGUGUUAUAAAACCUAGCAAUGUUCUGCUUUUCUUCUAAAUAAACGUUACUUCUCCUAUGCGCUAGUUCCAUGUAUCAAAUAUAAGGGUUUUCAGGUCUAUCAAUGGGAUUCCUCC
Messenger RNA from Aspergillus alliaceus, 1951 nucleotides. Its product is annotated as dihydroorotate dehydrogenase 2. Gene Ontology annotation, cellular component: cytoplasm; mitochondrial inner membrane. Lineage: Eukaryota; Fungi; Ascomycota; Eurotiomycetes; Eurotiales; Aspergillaceae. Gene Ontology annotation, biological process: 'de novo' pyrimidine nucleobase biosynthetic process; pyrimidine ribonucleotide biosynthetic process. The coding region runs from base 198 to 1775 and encodes 525 amino acids. The record is from RefSeq and is a predicted model, not a curated record. The transcript is spliced from 3 exons. Gene Ontology annotation, molecular function: dihydroorotate dehydrogenase activity.